GUCAAGCAGAGAGCGUGAGUCCACCAUGCCAACCAAGAACGUUGUUGACGAGCGGAUCUCCAAAUUCAAAAACAAGGGGAAAGACCCAGCAAAACUCAGAGAGAAACGCAUCUCUGUAUGCGUGGAGCUUCGCAAAGCUCACAAGAAUGAGAGUUUCCUGAAAAGAAGAAACCUAACGCUGUCGUCUCUCCCUGACGAGGAGGCGCUCUCUCCUGAUUACAUCUCCAACGAGAUGGUGGCCUUUUUACCCAUUGAGGACAUCAUUAAAGACGUGAACUCCGGCUGCAAGGACUCCCAAACCCGAGGCUGUCAGGCAGCCAGGAAGCUGCUGUCUCAGGAGCGUAACCCUCCCCUGAAGGAGAUCAUCGAUGCAGGGCUGCUGUCCCGCUUUGUGUCCUUCCUGUGUAUGGACGAUGAGCCAACUCUGCAGUUUGAAGCGGCUUGGGCCCUUACCAACAUCGCCUCUGGAACAUCAUGGCACACUCAACAGGUGGUGGAACAUGGGGCUGUUCCAGCUUUCAUCGCCUUGCUCGCCUCACCGAUGUUGCACAUCAGUGAACAAGCUGUCUGGGCUCUUGGAAAUAUAGCAGGUGAUGGGGCAGCUUAUCGAGACAUCCUGAUUGAGUGCAAUGUUAUCCCAGCCUUACUGGCCCGCAUCUCUCCAGACACACCAGUUGGCUACCUGCGUAACUUGACAUGGACAUUGUCCAACCUAUGUCGAAAUAAGAACCCGUUUCCACCCUUGUCAGCAGUCCAGCAUGUGCUACCUUCUCUGAUCCAGUUGCUCCAUCUCAGUGAUAAGGACAUCUUGUCUGACGCAUGCUGGGCAAUCUCCUACCUCUCGGAUGGUGACAAUGACCGUAUUGAUGUUGUAGUGAAAACUGGCAUUGUCUCUCGGCUGGUGGAGCUAAUGAGCCACGAGGAGCUCAGCGUCUUGACCCCAGCGCUCCGCUCAAUCGGGAACAUAGUGAGUGGCUCAGACCUGCAGACCCAGGCAGCAGUUGAUGGUGGAGUUUUGAAAGUCUUACCUCAACUGAUGAGGAACCCCAAGGCCAGUGUGCAAAAGGAGGCAGCGUGGGCAUUGUCCAACAUUGCUGCUGGGCCUUGUAGACAAAUCCAACAGCUCAUCACCUGUGGCCUGCUCCCCCCUCUGGUGGAACAGCUCAGAAAUGGAGACUUCAAAACGCAAAGGGAGGCAGUGUGGGCAGUGACAAAUUUCACCAGUGGGGGCACUGUGGAGCAGGUGGUCAAUCUGGUGCAGAGUGGAGCCCUGGAGGCAAUCAUUGACCUGUUGCAGGUCAAAGAUGCUAAAGUCAUUCUGGUCAUACUGGAAGCAAUCAAUAACAUUUUCAUGGCAGCAGAAAAGCUUGGUGAGACGGAGAAACUUAGCCUUUUGGUUGAAGAGCUGGGAGGCCUGGACCGCAUUGAGAUGCUGCAGAACCAUGACAACGAUACGGUGUACCAGGCUGCUCAUGCCCUGAUAGAGAAGUACUUUGGUGACGGUGAAGUUGUGGGAGUCAAGGUGGACGGUACAGAUGAGGCAUUUGUAUUUAAGACUACUGAUGUUCAGGGACCCUUUGAAUUUUAA
Molecule: messenger RNA, 1588 nt
Organism: Cyclopterus lumpus (lumpfish)
Lineage: Eukaryota; Metazoa; Chordata; Actinopteri; Perciformes; Cyclopteridae
Gene: kpna7
Product: karyopherin alpha 7 (importin alpha 8)
Exons: 12
Coding region: 26-1588 (520 amino acids)
Biological process (GO): NLS-bearing protein import into nucleus
Cellular component (GO): nucleus; cytoplasm
Molecular function (GO): nuclear import signal receptor activity; protein binding
Source: RefSeq, a predicted model, not a curated record